UUAUCUUUUUGUUCAUCUGCGAAAAAUCCUUCAAUAUGAGAAAGGGCGAGAUGUUGCCGACGAAUUUAAAUAACGUUCUUUAACGUAUUUUUUUACAUUUAAUUAAUUUAAAUAUUGAGUUUUUGUUCGUUUUGAUGUUGUUUAAUCAAAAAUGGGGAUCCUAUUAUCACGUUUAAGGGGGAAACCUUCGGCCAAAGCUGUGUUGGAAGAGUUGCACAAGGAGAUCGAAGAGCUCGAAGACUAUAACAGGAGUACCGAACAGCAGCAGAAGCACCUCGUGGGCUCUCUGAUUCUCUACUCUGUUAUUCUGUAUUUAGGUUUUGCCACCAUCUUCUAUCUUUACUAUUUUCCGAACAAUUUACGUGAUCAACUGAUAUACUCCAUUCCUUUAUUAAUAUUUCCAGCAAUAAUAUGGCUCCUGAAACAACUACUUUAUCAAUAUUUUGUGAAUAAGUUGAGAAAGAAUGAAGAACAUUUGGAACGGCUAAAGAAGAAACGUCGGACGGUCUUAGAUCUAGCCAUGGAAACCGAGACUUACAAGGUGGCAAAGGAUCUGCUAGAGAAAUAUGAUCCGGAAUUUCAAAAGAAAGCCGUUGUCGGAAAGUUUGGAGAACCGGUUCCUAAACGCUCUGCGCAUGAAGAGCUACGACGAAGGGCUGCGGCCUCCCAAGGCCUACCGCCGCCUUCGAAUGCCCAGCAGCAACUCAUUCUGUCUUCAGGUCACGGAGUUCCCAAACCAUAUACACCCUUCCCCGCCAAACCCCCUCACUUAGUAGCCCCAUUUCUAGCUUCAAAUAACAAGCAAUGGGUCAAGACUGCUAUUCCUCCCAUGCCCAGACCCAUUCUACCUCGAGAGAGAACCGUCAUCGAUAGAAUUCUUGACUACCUGGUCGCCGACGGUCCUUCCAAUCGAUUUGCCUUGGUGUGUAAGCAGUGCGAAUCGCACAACGGAAUGGCUCUGAAAGAAGAAUUUGAAUAUUUAGCUUUUAGAUGUUGUUAUUGUUUUCACUGGAAUCCUGCCAGAAAACAGAGACCGAUUGCACCACGUUUGCCUUUGCCUUUACCUCAUGGAGGAGAAGAGAAGAGCGAAGAUUCAGAAGAUAAAGAUCAGAGCGGUGCGGAUUCUCGUCCUUUGGAAAUCGAAGAGGUGACAGAUGACCCGAAGGUCAGCAGCCGGCCAGACGAACACCAGGAGUCUUCGGAGACUGAAAGUACAGAAUGCUUUCCACCAGAAGAGACGGCGAAGUCCAAUGGCAAGUUCGGAGGGCUCGGCGUUGGCGAGGAGACCGAGUCUAACGUCGCCAAAUAAACUGGACCGACGGUCGUCAAAGUGCCUUGGAAGUUUAAAUUUAGAGAAAACGAACUAAAUAUUUUCAAAUCUAGAUUAUCACACACAGGAUUAAAAAUUACCAGAGAGGACGGACGGAUGUGCGCGGCGCACGCCUCGGCCGGCAAAGUGCGACCCGUCCCCGCACCCGCGCCAAACCGAUAAAAGUACUUAAAUUAUUAACGAAGUGGUUGUCCAACAUUAGUUUUAUUAACAAAUCAUCGAAACAUGUAUAACCGGCUGAGAGUUUACGUUACUUUGUAAAUAUUCCAUUACAGUUAUUAAUUAGCAGCGGCCGUUCCUCUGCAUCUAACUUAAUCAUAGUCAUAUGUUCUCUGUCGAGUCACCCGAACAGAUACCCCCAGUCAGUUUUAAAGGAACCCUGCUAUUUAUUUUACUAUUUAAUUUAACCACUGUAACCAAGUGGCAUUCCAAGUGUUUCUGCAUUGCUCCUGUGGAAAGUAAUAAUGAAUAUAUAUUGGUGUUCAAAUUGUACAGCUAAUUUGCAAUAAAUUUUUUGGAUUGUUU
Centruroides sculpturatus (bark scorpion) is the source of this 1855-nucleotide messenger RNA. RefSeq names its product endoplasmic reticulum junction formation protein lunapark-A-like. The transcript is spliced from 9 exons. Gene Ontology annotation, biological process: endoplasmic reticulum tubular network organization. Gene Ontology annotation, cellular component: endoplasmic reticulum tubular network. NCBI's taxonomy places the organism in Eukaryota, Metazoa, Arthropoda, Arachnida, Scorpiones, Buthidae. The record is from RefSeq and is a predicted model, not a curated record. The coding region runs from base 152 to 1309 and encodes 385 amino acids.